Seriola dumerili (greater amberjack) is the source of this 1651-nucleotide messenger RNA. It is a transcript of the gene ccdc197, whose product is annotated as coiled-coil domain-containing protein 42 homolog. The record is from RefSeq and is a predicted model, not a curated record. The transcript is spliced from 9 exons. Bases 96 to 1250 code for a protein of 384 amino acids. Lineage: Eukaryota; Metazoa; Chordata; Actinopteri; Carangiformes; Carangidae.
GGAGCCUCGAUCGUCUUUCUGAUCGUCUGAACGUGGAAUAACUGCAGGAGUCUUGUUUACUCAUCAGGAUUCAUCCACAGUAAAUUUACUUAAUCAUGACGACGUCCUCUCUUCCCUUCUUAGAUAACAGAGACUGUCUAAAACUCAAGGUGGAAAACAGAAUAAGAAACAUUUUCGUAACACAGUCGGAAGACACCAGACACAGAGAGGAGAAAGAUGUCAAUCACAUACCUGUUGUAACAGAGACUGCUAGCAGAGUCCUUGAGGCAGGAGUGAACACUUUGCGAAAGACCCUGGUUCUGAAGAAACAGGCGGAGUUGGAUGAGGUGGACAAGCUACUUGCACUCAAACGGCAGGAGUUUAAGAGCUGCGUGGAGGCUCUAGCAAAGAGGAAGUCUGAACUGGAGAUAAAGCAACAGCAAACUAAAGAGAGGGCGAUGAAAUUUGAGAAGUUUGUGGCUGAAAAUGAAGUGAAGCGAUGUAGAGCGCUGAAGAAGUAUGAAGCUGCACAGGAGCAGAACAUUUUGAAGCAGAGAGCGAUAGAAGAUCUGACAGAACAGCUGAAACAGCUUCAGGCAAGACAGCAAGUUUUAAAAGAGAGAAUGACAAAAUACAAGAUCUAUGAGGAUUACUUGAUGAAAACACUCGAUUAUCUCCCCAGCACUUACCUCGAUAAUGGGUCUGAAUCUUUGGUUAUGCCCAUCAUUCGGCGUCAUGAGACCCUGUCCAUCACCAACCGGGAGCUGCUGCAACGUUUGGGGCGACUUGAGGAGGAGGUGGAGGAGGGCCAGCGACAACUGCAGACCAUGACACAGGAACACAGCAUUAAGAAACUGAUGGCCAACAAAGAACUGUCUGAACUCCAGAGUGAGUUGGAAACACUUAAAGAGAAGAACAAGCAGGCAGAGGUCAACCUGCUGAUGGAGCAAGGCCUGUCCAGAGAGAAGGUUGAGGAAGUGGGACGCUUGCUUAUGGCCAUCAACAACCUUGCAGAGCAGUGUUAUAUACCAGGAUAUGGACCUCUGGAAAACAUGAAUGUACUGACGAUGAUGGGCAUGGUGAAGGAGUACAUACUGGACAAGGCAGACACGGAGAAGAGAGCGAGGAGACUAAUGGAGUCUGGGUCUGCAAUGACAAGCAGAACAGCUCUGACAGACAAGAGAGAGAGGGGAUCAAUGAAAAGCAUUGGCAGUAAAACACAGAUCAAAAGUUCAAGUAAAGUCAGCAGAAAGAGUGAGACAAUGGGUUGAUGUAGAACUUUUACAACUUAUGAUGUGACUGCUUAUAGAAAACUAAAUUUGUUGAGCGUGAACGUUCAUUUUUGAUCAUGGAAAAAACAGAUUGACAAAAAAAUCUUUUCAAAUAUUAAAUUUGUCAACUAAGAGAACCCAUCAGGACUGUGAGAUGCAUUUUAAAGCUCUGGAAAAGGCUAGAGUUAGCUAGCUGUGUUAAGAUCCUUUGUCAAUAUUUAAGAGUGGUUUGGUUUGUGUAACAGAGUUUCAGUGUUCCUAAGUCUUGAUGAAAAAUGUUAUGCAAAAAUUUUCCACCUAAAAUUUCAUAAAGGUUUCGAAAACAAGUUGAUCAAAUGUAAUUGAGCAUCAUGACUUUAUAAAUAUGUAUCUCACGAAUGUAAUCAUUGUUGCAUUUUAAA